UUCCGUGUGUUGCAGUCUUGUGGCGUUCUGCAGGCCCCCUGCCAGUGACCCCAGGCUUUUUAUGGCUGUGAGACUCAUUAAAAGCUCAGGGGUGAGAAGUGACCUUUUGAGGUGACUAUAACUGAAGAGUGAAUUACAGAAGCCAAAAAAAAAAAAAAAAAACAAAAAAAACAAAAAAAAGGUUUUUGAGUCAUGAUGCAAGAAUCUGGGUCUGAGACAAAAAGUAACGGAUCAGCCAUCCAGAACGGGUCCAGCAGUGGCAACCACUUGCUAGAGUGCGGGGCACUUCGUGAAGGCCGAUCCAACGGGGAGGCACCAGCGGUGGAUCUGGGGGCAGCCGACCUUCCCCACGUCCAGCAGCAGCAGCAGCAGGCCCUGCAGGUGGCAAGGCAGCUCCUCCUUCACCAGCAGCAGCAGCAACAACAGCAGCAGCAGCAGCAACAACAGCAGCAGCAGCAGCAGCAGCAGCAACAGCAGCAGCAGCAGCAACAGCAGCAGCAGCAACAGCAACAGCAAGUUAGUGGAUUAAAGUCUCCCAAGAGGAAUGACAAGCAACCAGCUCUUCAGGUUCCCGUGUCAGUGGCUAUGAUGACACCUCAGGUUAUCACUCCUCAACAAAUGCAGCAGAUCCUCCAGCAGCAAGUGCUGAGCCCCCAGCAGCUCCAGGUUCUCCUCCAGCAGCAGCAGGCCCUCAUGCUUCAACAGCAGCAGCUUCAAGAAUUUUAUAAAAAACAACAGGAACAGUUGCAGCUUCAACUUCUCCAACAGCAACAUGCUGGAAAACAGCCGAAAGAGCAGCAGCAGGUGGCUACCCAGCAGUUGGCUUUCCAGCAGCAGCUUCUCCAGAUGCAGCAGCUGCAACAGCAGCACCUCCUGUCUCUGCAGCGUCAAGGCCUUCUAACAAUUCAGCCGGGGCAGCCUGCCCUUCCCCUCCAACCCCUUGCUCAAGGCAUGAUUCCAACGGAACUGCAGCAGCUCUGGAAAGAAGUGACAAGUGCCCACGCCUCGGAGGAGGGUACAGGCAGCAACCACAGUAGCCUAGACCUGGCCAGCACGUGCGUCUCGUCCUCGGCGCCUUCCAAGACCUCCCUAAUCAUGAACCCGCACGCCUCUACCAAUGGACAGCUGUCAGUCCACACUCCCAAGAGGGAAAGCUUGUCCCAUGAGGAGCACCCCCACAGCCAUCCUCUGUAUGGACAUGGUGUAUGCAAGUGGCCAGGCUGCGAAGCGGUUUGUGAUGACUUCCCGGCCUUUCUAAAACAUCUCAACAGUGAGCAUGCGCUGGACGAUAGAAGCACAGCUCAAUGUAGAGUACAAAUGCAGGUUGUACAGCAGUUAGAGCUACAGCUCGCAAAAGACAAAGAGCGCCUGCAAGCCAUGAUGACCCACCUGCACGUGAAGUCUACAGAACCCAAAGCUGCCCCUCAGCCCCUGAAUCUGGUAUCAAGUGUCACCCUCUCCAAGUCCGCAUCAGAGGCUUCUCCGCAGAGCUUACCUCAUACUCCGACCACCCCAACCGCCCCCCUGACUCCCGUCACCCAAGGCCCCUCUGUCAUCACCACCACCAGCAUGCACACAGUGGGGCCGAUCCGCAGGCGGUACUCAGACAAAUACAACGUGCCCAUCUCUUCAGCAGAUAUUGCGCAGAACCAAGAAUUUUAUAAGAAUGCAGAAGUUAGACCACCAUUUACGUAUGCAUCUUUAAUUAGGCAGGCCAUUCUCGAAUCUCCAGAAAAGCAGCUAACACUAAAUGAAAUCUAUAACUGGUUCACACGAAUGUUUGCUUACUUCCGACGCAAUGCAGCCACGUGGAAGAAUGCAGUGCGUCAUAAUCUUAGUCUUCACAAGUGUUUUGUGCGAGUAGAGAACGUUAAAGGGGCAGUAUGGACAGUGGAUGAAGUAGAGUUCCAAAAACGGAGGCCACAAAAGAUCAGUGGUAACCCCUCCCUUAUUAAAAACAUGCAGAGCAGCCAUGCCUACUGCACACCUCUCAAUGCAGCUUUACAGGCUUCCAUGGCUGAGAACAGUAUACCUCUGUACACUACCGCGUCCAUGGGCAACCCCACGCUGGGCAACCUGGCCAGUGCCAUCCGGGAGGAGCUGAACGGGGCCAUGGAGCACACCAACAGCAACGAGAGCGACAGCAGUCCGGGCAGAUCCCCUCUGCAAGCCGUGCAUCCCGUACACGUCAAAGAGGAACCCCUCGACCCCGAGGAAGCUGAAGGGCCUCUGUCCUUAGUGACAACAGCCAACCACAGUCCAGAUUUUGACCAUGACAGAGAUUACGAAGAUGAACCAGUAAAUGAGGACAUGGAGUGAACCUCUGGACGGGCCGACCCCUGAGACCGAAGAUUGGGGAAAAAAAAAAAAAAAAAAAAAGCAAAACAAAACAAAUUAAAACAAACAAACCACGUCAAAAGUUAGCAGUGAAGCCGUCCUCCGCUUGUUGUACAGUCUGGAGGAUUUUCGCUACAUUUUGACGACUCUGAAAUGUGUUAACUCUUAGUGCCAUCAAGAAUCCCAUUUGGGAGUAUUUUUGAUUUUUCUACUUUUUGUUGACAAAAGGGAUUUGUACUCUGUGCAUUGGACGGACCUGUUUGGUACUUGGGAUUUUCCUCUCUGAGUCAACAUCAGUGUUGUAAAUUCGAUAAACGGAUCGACUUUUAGCAGCAGACUUUGAACUGCAGUUCUGUCCCGCCAGCCCCGGACAUCCAGGACACCCCGACUGAGCUCGCGCCCUGCGCUGCAGACCAAGCCUUCGCCCGAUUCAAGACUCCAGUGGACGACCUAUUUGCACAGCACUGCAUGUUGAUAUCACUGCCUUUACUCACUUUGGGUUUUUUUGUUUUGUUUUGUUUUCAUUUUCGUUUUUGCUUCCAGUUGGGAUGGGGGAAGGCCUUUGUGUGUGUAUUGGGGGGAGGGGUUAAAAAUAAUUAUCCCAAACUUUUUAAUGUAUUGCAAUUUUUUUUUUUUUUUUUUUUUUUUGCUUCUUCUAUACCAUUUUAAGUUCUGACCUCAGGCCUCCAUUUGGGCCCAUGGCCUCUUGGAGGCUUCACAUUUUCUGUACCUUGUGAUGAAUGUUAAUAGGUGUUUUUAUUAUACAAAGCUGAAUGUCAUUUCUCGUCUGUAGUUUUCUGGCACUCAUUCCAUUUUCCUAUAGACAUCACCAUGUUUCUCUCAAGUUUCAAAAAAAAAAAAAAAAACAAACAAAACAAAACAUUCCGUUUUGGUCUUUUUCCAAAAAAAAAAAAAAAGAUCCCAAAGACUGCACCUUUGACCUGAAGGUCCUCUCACAGGGACAUGACGUCCUGCCAGAAGGAGAAGGAAUGACAGGAAAGAGAAGAGAGAAACCCGUGUUGCGCACACACUCUAGGAACACAGCAGGCUCAUUUCACAGGAGCAGCCCUGGGGUUGGGAUGGGGACUGUAUGAGACUCCCCUUUUAUUUUCGUAGUGCCCACAACGGUGAGUAACUGCCGCCACAUUCUCUCAGCAUCAGGAAACAUAGCCGAGAGAGAGACUGAAAAGAGUCAACAAUCCCUAACAAUUAGACCGUCUUGAUGGCCGUGGAAGGUGUUCCCUCCUCCCAUCAGGUGGCCAGGACCGCAGGCUCUGAGUUGUCCCUAACGGCCUAGGCUGCUUUGUUUGCGAAACGACCAAAAAGCCAGAUUCCCUAAGCAACUUUACUCAACCGCCUGUGAUAAGGCUGAGUUCAGACCUGCUUGGUGGCAUUCAUCUGUUUUAAUGCAAAUGAGACUUCAUGUUGAACUUGUUACGGGAGUUAAUGAGGACUGAGCUCAGCAGAUGCUAAUGUGUCGGUUUCCAGCGCACAGAGUCCGGACUGCAGCUCAGUCUGCGAGGCUCACGAGCACCGCCCCACCCAGUAGCACAGAAGAGGACUCCAGGUAGACGGAGGCUCCGGGGACCAGGGCCCAAGGAGGGUGAAGCUCUAGGUCAGUGUAUCCUCAGCCCUUCAAGCCCCUCCACACUUCCAUCUGCACUCACCUCCCUGGAAUUUAUUUAUCUAGGGCUGUAACUCUUGUUUGGGUUUAGUUUGUGAGCCUUUCAGAGCUUAAUUUAUAUACUUUGUACCUUUUUCUUUUUUCUUCUUUUCUAAAAUUACCAAAGAUAUUACGCAAAGGUAAAUUAUUUUCUUUUAUGCUUUAUCUGAUGAAGCCAAAUAUCCUCUUAUUGUUGAUCAAAGGAGGCAAAAGGAUUCAGAGGCAGAUGAUGAGGUCCAGGCUAUUUGCCAUCAACAGAGUUCAUUUAGCAGACUCAGUAGGAAUUGCAACCAAAGUUUUUUACUUUUUUCUACUUUUGUUGUUUUUUGGGUUUUUUUUUUUUCUCCUUUUUUUCUCUACCUAUACAGAGACCAAAACAAACUCCUGUAAGGAGAAAAUACGGGGCUGCUGCAGAGAAAAGAAACCCGGACAGCAGUAUUAGAGCUCCUAUAGAAAGAACGGGGUACCAUCUCAAAGAAAAGGAAAUGAAUGUAUGAUUCUGAAAAUUAGUGUAUGAAUCGAGGAGACAUCUAGGAUAAACUCAGAUUGCUGAGAAGUAUCUGGCUGCACUAGGCCACUUCUGGAAUAAAGAGAUUUUUAGAAUGCUCUUAUGCCACUUUUCUUUAACAGCUGUGCUCUGAUCACGGCAUUAAUUUUGGUUUAUCUUGGCAUCUAUCCUGUAGUUCCCUUUGGCUUUUUGUUGUUGUUUUUCCUUUUUCAGAUUAUGAUUCAGUCAGCAUUUUUCAUUUACACACAAAAAAAGGUGGCAUUCCCAUCCAUUCAUAAGCUUAGAAUAGAACAUCUUUGGCAAUUACCUGUGAAAGUUUGCCCUGCUUUCUACAGAGGGGCGGUCUGUGGUUACUCGUGCUCUCCCCCACCCCUCACCCCUGCCCUCCCACACACACUUUUCCAGGCAGCUUCAUGAAGUGCAGGCAGUAGCCAGGCAGGGUCAUGGGAAGGGGGCCCUGUGCUUCUAAACUGAGUGGUUGCUGGUUAGAUAUUCAAAAGAGGAUAAAAAUCUGGUAGAUUAGUUCAUUCUCAGCAUGUGUAGCUAGACAUGAGUAAAGAUAACAGCAUGAGAACUGUUAGUACGCAUACCUCAGUUCAAACCUUUAGGGAAUGAUUAAAAAUUUUUAAAAAUAUACAUUUCACUCAGUUGCACUUAGUCGUAUGUCUUGCAUGCUUAGUCUAAAGACUGUAGCAAAAAAUAAAAAAGAAAAUUAGAUUUUACAUAUCUUUGCAGGUGUCACAGCCUUGCAGAAGAACCAACUGAAAAAAAAAAAGUUCUCAGGCUUUACAGCAAGCAAUCUUCACUCUGACUUUCACGGUUCCGAUUCUGUCCCUUGGGGGGAUUACGGUCGCUUCUUUAGAAUGGGGUUGACUCGGUUGUACAUAUAUCCCGAUGUGUCUGUGUGAAUCGUUGUCUUUUGAGGGGGAGGGCCGAGGGCAGUUUUUUCUUUUUAAUUAUUUUAUUUUUUAGGUAUUGUUCCUAAAAAGGAAUAAAUGCAUACACUUGUUU
Messenger RNA from Psammomys obesus (fat sand rat), 5519 nucleotides. It is a transcript of the gene Foxp1, whose product is annotated as forkhead box P1. NCBI's taxonomy places the organism in Eukaryota, Metazoa, Chordata, Mammalia, Rodentia, Muridae. The record is from RefSeq and is a predicted model, not a curated record. Gene Ontology annotation, cellular component: nucleus. Gene Ontology annotation, molecular function: DNA-binding transcription repressor activity, RNA polymerase II-specific; RNA polymerase II cis-regulatory region sequence-specific DNA binding. Bases 193 to 2319 code for a protein of 708 amino acids. The transcript has 18 exons. Gene Ontology annotation, biological process: regulation of transcription by RNA polymerase II.